GGUGAGGGCGCUCAGUGUCUCCACAAGGGGAUUGUAGUAAAAGGCUCUGGCUGUAGCAGACCCAAAAAAAGCGGGCUGCAAAGGCUAAAAGGUCCUGGGAAGCGGGAGGGGAGGGGAGGGCAAGAGCGCGUAGCUGCUGCUCUUGUGGUUCCUCCUCUUGGAAGGCGUCAAGAAGAGGGAUCCGCUCCUGGCCAGCGCUGCCCGGUCCCGCUGAGGAAUCUGGGCCCCCGAGGCCCUCGAAUUGCAUUUCGGGCAAAGGGGCAUUCCUACAAGUGGGCACUGCCUUCCUGCAGAGAGUGUGACGCGCGUCUUGCCCAGUUAACUUCCUUUGUUUGAGCUCUGCCGGCGGAAGAGUAAAGGAAAACCCAAGUUGUGCCGAGGGAGGGCCCUCCCCCCCCCCCCCAAGAGGCUCUCCGGGGCAUUGGUGUCGCCCGUUUGGAAAUCCACAGCUCGAUGGCUACCAACAUAGGGGACCAGCGUGCCUCGGAAUGGGCUACCCAGUACAGCCUGGGUAAUGGGAACGCCAGGGAGAACGGGAUGGAAGGCCCAAUGCAUGAGAACCCCGAAUGGGAGAAAGCCCGCCAAGCGCUGGCCAGCAUUAGCAAGGCCAACGCUGCUGCUUCUGGAAACAAUAAAAAUGCCACCAGCGGGCCAGCGAAUGCACAGUAUGCAGUCCAGCAAGGGGAUUCCCUGCAGCAGCAGCAGCAACAGCAGCAGCAGUACUAUCAAUGGUAUCAGCAGUACAGCAGCUACCUCUAUCCGUAUAAUUAUUAUUAUCCUAUGAAUGUCUACCCUGGAUACAGCUCUCCUGGACAAUAUGGCAUCCCAGGCUCUUACUCCUCUACAGCGCCCCAACAGCCGCCAGCUCCUGGCCAACACCAAGGGAACAUGAACCAGCCUCCUGUCCCGGGCAUGGAAGAUGGAGGGAUGUCGUACUCAAACCAGCAGCAGCAGAUGGCGGUCCCUAACCCUCCGCAGCCCCCCAUGCAACAUCCCAACCAUCCCUCACAGCACGGCAGUCACCCCAUGGGUGGUGGGGGGCAGCAGCAGGGCGGGCCUUCCGGAGGGCCACACUCCCAGCAGAACCAGUCGAAUGCCUCCUACAACCAGCAGCAGCAUUCUUACCAGGAUGGGGCCAAGCCCAAGAAAGGGCAGCAGCUGUGGAACCGCAUGAAACAAGCGCCUGGGUCUGGGGGUCUGAAGUUCAACCUCCCCAAGCGCCCCUUUGUAGUGACAAACCAGAACUUCAACUCCUCAGAGUCACAGCAGCAGCAACACGGCAAUUUUGGCUCCCAGCAGAAUUCUGAGAAACGACACAAUCACAGCUCUUCCACGGGUAAGCCGGAAGACUGGCCACAAGACAUGAAAGAGUACGUCCAGCGCUGCUUCACAGCCUGCGAGUCGGAGGAGGACAAAGACCGCACUGAGAAGCUCCUCAAGGAAGUGCUGCAGGCCAGGCUGCAGGACGGCACCGCCUACACGAUCGACUGGAGCCGGGAGCCACUCCCGGGGCUGGGCCGGGAGAACAUGUCGGACAGUCCCAAGAAGAAACAGCAGCGCUGGGAGGUCCCCUCUCUCCACUCGCCACGGCCUUCCAUGCAGUCCACCCUUUCCCAGCAGCGGAGCAGCAGUGGCAACGCUCAGCCCCAGCGAGGGGGAGGCAGUGGGGGAGCCGGGGCUGGCCGUGCACGUGGGAAUGGCUUCCCUACCAAGUUUGGGAACCGCAACGUCUUCAUGAAGGAAAACAGCUCAUCCUCCAGUGUCGAGUCGCGCUCCAGGUCCCGGUCUUCAUCGCGGUCACCCAACCGCCAUUUUCGGAGGAGCGAUUCAGAUUCUGACAGUUCAUACUCAGGCAGUGAAUGUCGACUGGGUGGCCGUCGGAAUACCCAGAGAAACCGGGGCCGUGGGGGCCACAUGGAUAGAGGCCGGAUGAGAGCCCAACGAGGGAAGAGGCACGACCAGGGCCCUUCAAAGCGCAACCGGAAGCGCAAUACCAUGGACUACGAAGACCCCGAGAAGGAAUUCAAGAAGGAGCGGCGAGCAGCCCGCUUCCAGCAUGGAGGCCACUCUAAGAAGCUGCGCCUGGAGCCCCUCAUCCUGCAGAUCAACAACCUGGACACCAUCGGCUCUGACGGGCUCGACUGGAAUGAGCUGAAGAUCGUGGGCACCUCUCAGGAGAUCACCAAGCAUUACUUGCGCCUGACCUGCGCGCCGGAUCCGUCAACUGUCCGGCCUGUCUUGGUACUUAAAAAAGCCUUGUCCAUGGUGAAAUCCCACUGGAAAGAGAAGCAGGAUUACGCCUACGCUUGCGAGCAGAUGAAAUCCAUCCGGCAAGACCUUACAGUUCAGGGAAUCCGUACAGAGUUCACUGUGGAGGUGUAUGAAACCCAUGCCAGGAUAGCACUGGAGAAGGGUGACCACGAGGAGUUCAACCAAUGCCAGACGCAGCUGAAGUCUCUCUAUGCAGAGAACCUCCCGGGAAAUGUUGGGGAAUUCACUGCUUAUCGCAUCCUCUACUACAUUUUCACCAAGAAUUCAGGGGAUAUCACCACCGAGCUGGCAUACUUGACCAAAGACCUGAAAGCAGAUCCGUGUGUGGCACACGCGCUGUCCUUGCGAGCAGCCUGGGCCCUGUCCAAUUACCACCGCUUCUUCUGCCUCUACCGUCAGGCCCCCUGCAUGUCCGGGUACCUCAUUGACAAGUUUGCCGAACGAGAGAGGAAAACGGCCCUCAAAGCCAUGAUCAAAACUUUUCGGCCGGUGCUUCUCGUCUCCUACGUUGUGUCAGAGCUGGCCUUCGAGAGCGAGGAUGAGUGCCAAGCCUUCCUCGCGGCUCUGUCCCUCGUGUAUACUAGCCCCGACGCCACCAAGAUUGACUGCAAGCAGAGCUUGGCGGUCCUGGCCAAUUUCUGAAAAAGUCUAAACCCCCACUUCCUGCCCCCCCCACCCUGUUUUUAUAUAACAUGUUCAUAUAUGUCUGUAUAUAUAACACCAGAUUCACUUGGCUGCUGUGGGCACACAGGAGCCGAGCUCUGCCGCCUCUCCCGCUGUCCAUGCCACGCACGGAUAGAAGAGGGUAAGAUCCAUGGACGCCGGACGGCAUCUGGGACCAUCAGAAACGGAGAAGAGCCGAGAGCUUGGUCUAACAGUUGUGGGGGUUUUGCCAGCAGUGGGCUAGGGGGAGGCGUGGGGAAUGUUUUCGCAGCGAUGGCUCACCAGUUCACAGCUGUUUUUCUCCCCUUCCUGUUAAGAUGAAAAGUACUGUCCAUUGGUCAGGAGUUCUGAGAGAAAGGUUGGGGGGAAAGCAACAGAGGUUUGUCAUUAAAUGGCUGGGAGCUGUGCAUUUAAUUGCUGCCUUUUCAUACAGUGUUGUUUUUGCUUGCACCGCCACUGAGGUGUUUAGGGGACUAGAGUGUUUCCUGCCUUAAACUGCAGUAGGUUCUCUAAACCGUGGCGGUAACUUCCUGUAGAGGCAGAGUCUCAAUGAGAUUCCACUCGGCCAGGCUCUUGGAAACCCGUGGUACCCUGAGAGCAAAUGGCUCCUUUGUGUGUAUAUAUGUGGAAUAUGAUUUUGUACAGAAGCUACCAAGCUGUAAAUAACG
Molecule: messenger RNA, 3602 nt
Organism: Gekko japonicus
Lineage: Eukaryota; Metazoa; Chordata; Lepidosauria; Squamata; Gekkonidae
Gene: LENG8
Product: leukocyte receptor cluster (LRC) member 8
Exons: 15
Coding region: 454-2913 (819 amino acids)
Cellular component (GO): nucleus
Source: RefSeq, a predicted model, not a curated record